CCUGCCCCGUCUUGUGCCUCUCGUUCAACUUGCGCUAUCGAUGGCUGGUUCUGGAUAGAGGUCGCCCAUGACGAUGCUUAAAGGAUUGGUUCCGCGGAAGCAAAUUUUGUACCAAUAUUUGAUGAUCCACAAGUGCCACAUCGGAACAGGCGCCCACCAGGCAUUCGGUACUAGCUCAGCCCUGUCGGAAUUGCGAAUUUGGGUUCUAGUCCCCGCCUUCUCAAUUUACUUAUUUUCGCUUUGACCCUCCGCUUGUAUUUAAUCCCCAAUGCCUCCACGCAGGUUAAACGACAUUCCUUUUCCUUCCUUUUCACUUGUGUUAAGUCAGUAUUCGACAAACAAGAUGAGGCUACCGAGCUACAGGAAUUCCUAUUUACUGCGUUUCCACCCUUACCCGAGAGUAAAGUUGAGCCAGCGUGAGAUGAUGCAAACUAUAGAUGAUCGUCUCAGCAGCGAGUACGACGCUGUUGAAGAUGAUGACAGUGCUGGGCCCGCGCUUCUCAUCUUUCCUGACCUCCCUGAGGAGCAGCAUCCCAAUGCCGUGAAUCUGGAGGAAGCCAUGAAAGAUGCCGAGGCAGGCGCCCAACCUCUCGUCAGGCGUCUAAGCUUGACCACUCUGAUCAUCGACCUUGCAUCACUAGUAGCGAGGACGCUAACUUUGAAAACCAAGUAGCCGCACAGGCGUUACUCGACGCUAAAAUUUAUGCUUUAAUAAGCUGGUACCCAUCUACUAAUUCCGGUCAUGCUGUUGACUCUCCUUCAACUUGUA
Molecule: messenger RNA, 769 nt
Organism: Suillus paluster
Lineage: Eukaryota; Fungi; Basidiomycota; Agaricomycetes; Boletales; Suillaceae
Exons: 4
Coding region: 269-673 (134 amino acids)
Source: RefSeq, a predicted model, not a curated record